Molecule: messenger RNA, 2586 nt
Organism: Caenorhabditis remanei
Lineage: Eukaryota; Metazoa; Nematoda; Chromadorea; Rhabditida; Rhabditidae
Exons: 18
Coding region: 1-2586 (861 amino acids)
Molecular function (GO): acyltransferase activity, transferring groups other than amino-acyl groups
Source: RefSeq, a predicted model, not a curated record
AUGAUGCAUUUGGGAAGAUUCCGUCUCCAGGUCUACUUGAAAUCUCAUUGGUUUUUGAUGGAAGUUAUCAAGAAUGCCAGCUGUGCCGGUGGAAACAUUAAUAAUAUUGGAACAACAAUUGCAUUCCGGAGAGCAGUUUGUAUGCCCGAUUCCUGUGGAAGUAGUGAUACUGUUAACCUGUAUAAUCAACUGACCGGGCUACCAUUGACUGCUUGUGCCACUUUUUGUGCUCACAGAGAUGUUCCUAAAGACGUUGCACUUUGGGGAUUCACAACAUUCCUCGUAGCUAUCCUCACAUUUGCUGUUUUAGCCACUACUGUUGAUUUUCUUCGAGAAUCGUUGUACUCGAUAACGAGUAAAACUGUGGAAACAACUUUUUCAUUUUUCCGUGUUCUCUACGCUUUCUCUUUCUGGACAAAUGCUGGUUCAAUUCUGAAUGUAUCCCCUCAGCCAUCUACUCAUAUCAAAUGUCUCGAUUGUCUUCGUGGAAUAUCUAUGGCAUGGGUUCUCUCUGCGCAUAUGCUCAAUUACUUCGCGUUUUCAGACACUCUAAUGCCAAUUAAAUCAUUUGCUGAUUACUUCGCAGACUCUUUUUUCAUUAAUGCAAAUUUCUCAGUUGACACUUUCUUUUUGAUUUCGGGAAUUACAGUAGCCUAUUCUUUUUUCAAGUUGAAACCAACUCCAAAAACUCUGAAAUCUCCUUCCACAUGGAUACUUUUCUACGUUCACAGAUAUAUUCGAUUGACUCCUCCUUAUAUGAUUUUCAUCGGGUUUUAUGCAGUUUAUUCACUAUAUAUUCAAGGUCCUCUUGCUGCUUCUCUUUUUAACUUCACAGUACUUCAAGUGGAAGCCUGCAAGGCUUCUUGGUGGAGAAACUUGGUUUAUAUAAACAAUUUUGAUAAUGGUGAAAAUCCGUGUUACGGUCCUAGUUGGUAUCUAGCAGUGGACACCCAACUGUACUUGAUUGCUCCGAUUCUUUUAGUUGCUCUGGCCUGGAAACCGAUUUCUGGAGUACUUCUCUCUUUAAUUGGCUGUGUUGGAAGCAUGAUAACUGUGUUUGUUCUUUACUUCAAGUUUGAUAAUAUGACUGCAGAUUCAUUCCAUUCAGAUCCUUCCGGAAAAUUCAACUUCUAUCUUUAUCAAAAACCAUGGAUCAGAUGUCCGCCAUACCUGGUUGGUAUUCUAGUUGGAUAUCUUCUAGCUAAACGUCCACCACCUACAAGACUGGCAAUGUGGAAGAAAGUUAUAUUAAUUAUCAUUUCGAUAGGCUUGCCUUUCACAUGUUUGACAGCUAACAGGGGAUACGAUGAGGGAAAACAACAGUUACAACGAUGGUUCGUGAAAGCAACCUACUACAACUUUUCUCGAUUUCUAUGGUCGACUUCUGUUGCAUAUAUUGUUAUGGCAUGUCACUAUGGAUGGGCAGGUCCCAUCGGCAAUUUCAUGAAUCAUCCGAUUUGGCAACCACUCGGUCGACUCUCUUAUUCUGCGUACAUAGUUCAUCUGAUGGUUGUUUAUUACUUUUUGAAUGUUGGUGAUAAACCAUUGCACUUUGUUUCCACAUGGCAAGUGUAUGUUUAUUACAUCUUGCCAGCUACAAUACUGACAUUUGCCUUUGCAUUUUUCUGGAGUUGUCUGUUCGAGGUACCGAUUGUGAAGCUAGAAAAGUUUCUUCUGGAAGUCUUGUUGAAAAAGAAAGUAAAACCAGAGACAUCACGAGGGAACGAUAUCGUAGAGGAGUUCUUCAGUUAUAGUUCCGUGUUUCUGGUAAUUGUUAGAAGUGACAGAAUGAAUUUGCCAGUUUGGUUCAUUUAUAUUGGAGAUGUCCUAUUCUGUGGAAUGUUUGGAAUGUCAAUGGCAAUGUUUGCACUUCAUUUCGUUUAUCGAUAUCUCGUUGUUACAGGGAAUGUGUAUGUGAAAACUUUGAAUUGUCAGAAGUUGAUUGUUUGGUUAUUGGCCCCGUUGUUAUACGGAACACUAUGGAUUACUGUUGUUUUUACUACGUUACACCCGAAUGAGUAUUCCGAUAGGAUACUGAAUAAUCACUAUCUCCCAGGCAAAGAUCUAAUUCCCGAGGAGAAAACGUAUGUUGGUCCAAACUAUUACAUUGGGGAAAAUGAUAAAGAGUCUCUGAAUUGGAACACGAUAAUUGGAAUGACUAUUCUAGACAGUAUGGUGACAGUUUCUGUCAUUAUCAUCAUAAUAUUUGCUACCAAAUGCUAUAAAAUAGUCCGCGAUCUAGCUCAGUCAUUCCAACACUCAAAAAACUACAGAGAUCUUCAAGCUCAAUUACUCAAUUCAUUAGUUGCCCAAAUGAUAAUUCCUGCUAUUCUCAUGCAGGCACCUGCACUUUAUCUUUUCACUUUUCCAAUAUUGAACAUGGGGAACGAGCUUGUAGGCAAACUGUUCUGCAUCGCUGUGGCAAUAUAUCCCGUAAUAGAUCCACUCCCCACAAUGUUAAUGAUUCAACAUUAUCGGAACGCGUUGAUUGACACUGUCACAUCGAACAAAAAGAAUCAAGCAGGGCAAAAACGACAAAAAUCCGUCAAAUCUAUGCCUGCGAAUGUUGCAAAUGUAGAUUCAUGA